CGCCAAUCUCUAUUUUCAGGACGAUCGUCAGCCAGCCUCGCAAACCGUCCGGGUGUGGACACCUCAUCGCUGUCAUGCCUGUGGUGUAGGGCGACACACACGUUUGAGGGCUCGGGGUUGGUUCUCCACAGCGCUGAACUUCCGCCGUCACACCCUCUCUUCCCCGAUAUCCUGUGACACUUGCAAUCCGCAGGACGCGGAAUUGCUCCUGGUCUGUGCGACGAGAGGUAGGGACUCUAGGUGAAUGGCGACGACUUGCUUGUCUAUAUCUUUUCCUCUGUACUCUCUCUUUUGUCGGUUCUCCCCGUACCAGAUCCUCUCUUCUCACACUCGCUCACUCCAUCCUUUCGUAUCCACAAAACAUUUGCCAACCAGACCGCUCUUGCAUCAUCGGCAGAACCUCUUCAAACCCACUAGCGCCCUUCCACUUCAAUCCACAAUGCCUUCCUCCAAAAGCUCGAAAUCGGCGAAGACGGCGGAGUCAAAAACGAAGGACUCGUCUGCGGCAUCUUCCAGACCCCCGUCCCGCACACCACGGCAACCGGGCUCGGGCAAUGAUUCGGCUUCUCGCGCACCCUCUCAAACAAAGACAUUGUCUUCUUCGAGAUCUGACGUGCCUGCCAAGGGUAAAGUCUAUGACCGCUCCGGGCCAGCUGGUUUGGCAGCCAAUCAGUCACAACUCAAGUCGACUGCCCGGCCUCAAACGAAACCCGUCGACAUGGCUGGCCCACGCCGCACGGAAUCGACAGAUGACGAGCUGUGCUUCAGCUCCGGAUCUGACCACUCAAGCGGCGGCUCUCCUCGCGAAGCUCUAAUCACCAAGUCCCUGCAAAGCAUCGAAGACGGGGUCACAAUGCUGUAUCACGGCCGCCGAAUCUGGCCCAGCAUAUUCGGCCCACCAAACUUCAUGCCACCAUCCGUCGACAACUGCUUCCCGGACAGCGGCGAGCACCGCUUCCUCUCAGUCGCCCCCCACUCCCUGCACGGCCAGAGCUUCGAACUCUACAGCGGGCCGGCGUUCAAGAAACCCGACUGGUGCUGGACGGGCGACGAGCGCAUCGACUUCCUCCGCUAUCUCUGGUCGCAUUGCGGUUUUGAACAAGGGCUGGCAGACUCCAACCCGGACAUCCGCAUGUCUUUUAAACUUUUCAAGGAGAGCUCGCUCGCUGAAGACCACUGGCAGCUUCGCUUGCGGGAUAAGCAGUGGUGGCACUGGGCGAAGUAUCAAGUCCCGGCUGGCAUGGCGAUCAAACCCAAGUCUGCACUGCCGCGCACUGCUUCUCAAGGUCCGCACGAGCACGGCGAGUUGGAUGUCAACUUACUCGUGUCGAAGCUGUCGGAUGUGCAGUUGAAUCUGCAGCGUGAAGUGGCAAGGGCGAACUGGUUGAUGAAUCUGCCGUCGGAGGACGGCAUGGGCACAAGCAGAAGCCGCACUAGAACAAGCACCGGGACUUCAAGCACAGACUCGAGCACGAAAUACUACCAUCCCGUGCAAGACGGAGACUACGGCUACAUCUGCGACGGCGAAGACGAAGACUUCUCCGAUCGAGCAUCACUGCCAUCGACUGAUUCCGAGGAAUUUGUCGUCCUCAACACCACUUCGAUGCCUCUAUGCCGCUGCCACGCGCGAUCGACGAGCAUGUCGACCGAGGCUUCUGGUAUGAGCUUGAAUCCCCCGAGGGCGCUGAGGGCUCCCUGGCCGUCGGAAGUCUCGCGGACGUCGGCGUCGAGUGGAGAUGGCUCUGGGACUGCGUCUUCGCCUUCUUCGUCCUCUUCUAUUGCGCCUUUUGAACUGCCUAUUCGCCUGGCUGCGGCAGCGCAGGAUGGACCGAGUAUUGCAUCUGGCAAGAAAGCCGCACCGGAGCCCAGUAAGCACAAUGCUCAGGUCCAGUCAAAGGCAGCCAAGGUGCCAGUGCGUGAGGAAGAGAAGUCGAAGAAACCGGGCAAGCGGGUGCAUGUGAAGGGCAAGUGACUGUCAAUUUCAGCAGGUUUGUGUGAUAGGUCGAGAUGUGUUUGUGAGAUUAAGGGACUGGGCGCCAGCAUUGAUAUGACUUUGUGUUGAUACGGGAUGCGUGCUGCUUGUGGAGUAUCGAAACGCGAUGGUGAUAGUAAUCCGCCUGCAGCGCGGCGAGUGAGUCGGAGAGUGUGAGUAUC
Molecule: messenger RNA, 2154 nt
Organism: Neohortaea acidophila
Lineage: Eukaryota; Fungi; Ascomycota; Dothideomycetes; Mycosphaerellales; Teratosphaeriaceae
Exons: 1
Coding region: 245-1972 (575 amino acids)
Source: RefSeq, a predicted model, not a curated record